Python bivittatus (Burmese python) is the source of this 4035-nucleotide messenger RNA. Lineage: Eukaryota; Metazoa; Chordata; Lepidosauria; Squamata; Pythonidae. The record is from RefSeq and is a predicted model, not a curated record.
GCCGCGCUUCCCUUGCCCUCCGCUGGGCCCUCUUAUUUCCGCCUCAGGGAACUCCACAAGGGCCAGAUCCCGGUCUGAGGCCGGCCUUGCCCGCCUCGGAAAGCCUCUUCUGCCUCUUCAGCCUCGCUGCGGUCCUCCGUCUUCCCCGCCACCAGACCUGGUCCCUUGGUUGGUGAUACCCGCCAACGAAGUGCCCGGCGGCCGUGCCGCGGACUGUCUCGGAAGACGUCGCCCCUCGUGCAGCUGGGUCGGCUCCUGGUGGUCUCGGGCUGUUGUGGCCCGGAAGGCCUUGCCCAUCCCUGGGAACGAGGGGGGGUGUUGGGCCUAGGGGUCUUGGGAGCAAACCACAUUUACUCCCUGCCUUUCCUCUGCUGCCUUGCAGUGAAGCCAGGGCGUUACCUAAACUGGUUCUGCCCCAGCUCCUCCUCUGGCUCAGCUGGCCGCUGGCUCUCCUCCUGAAUCUUGGCUCAGAGGGAGCCGGAGGAGCCUCCUUCUCAAGCUACUCAGCGUGGGCGCCGUUAGGGAUCUGGCGGUAAAAGAGGCAGCCAGCGGGCACAGAGGGCAGCAGCCCAGACCCACGGGCGGAGAUGGGACGUUCUCCACUGAGGCAGAGCCUGCUGGACCUCCGUCUCUUCAAGAAGAAGGAUUUAACAGCCCGCUUGCAAGAAUGGCCGUGAACUGUCUAGAUGACGUCCCUGAGUGCUCUGUUUGCCAAAGUAAUAUCUGUGCUGUGGCAGCUCAUGAUUUUUUCAAAUCUGCCCAGCCCGCUUGGCACAGCAGAGUGCAAGAUGGAACUGCAGUAGUGUUCAGAGAACCCAAAUGACUUGCAACUUGGUUUAGAAUCUAAAGCAAGAGUCCAAAAGGACAGUGAAGGCUUAAUUGAGACAAAGCUCCAGUCUCAGUCUUGUAGCAGCAAGUCUGCUAAUCAAGAGAUGCAAACAUCUGAAGCGACUUAGGAAGAAUCUGGAACUCUGAAUACACCUCGCUUGGGGGCUGCAUUUCCCCUUGUGUCGAAUCCAAAAGAGUAUUGAAUGGACUUCCACAGGAGUUCCUACCCCGUCUGGGAAGAUUUCAACUCGAAAGCGACUAAGCUCCACUCCCAGCUGCGGACCACAAUAUUGGCUGCGGUCGCCUUCCUCGAGGCUUUCCAAAAAGUUGCAGACAUGGCCACCAACACAAGAGGAGCCACAAGGGACAUCGGCUCGGCGCUGACCCGGAUGUGCAUGCGUCACCGUAGCAUCGAGACCAAGCUGAGGCAGUUCACCAAUGCCCUCAUGGAGAGCCUGAUCAACCCUCUGCAGGAGAGGAUAGAGGACUGGAAGAAAACUGCCAACCAGCUGGACAAGGACCAUGCGAAAGAAUACAAACGAGCCCGCCAUGAGAUAAAGAAGAAGUCCUCUGACACACUGAAGCUUCAGAAGAAAGCGCGCAAAGAGCUACUUGGCAAGGGGGACCUGCAGCCGCAGCUGGACAACGCCCUCCAGGACGUGAACGACAUGUACCUCCUGUUGGAGGAGACAGAGAAGCAAGCGGUCCGUAAAGCACUCAUUGAGGAACGGGGACGGUUCUGCACCUUCAUCGCCUGCCUGCAGCCUGUGGUGAAUGGAGAGAUCACCAUGCUGGGAGAGAUAACCCACCUUCAGGGCAUCAUUGAUGAUCUGGUGGUGCUGACAGCAGACCCACAUAAACUGCCAACUGCCAGCGAGCAGGUGAUCAAAGAUCUGAAGGGCUCUGAUUACAGCUGGUCUUACCAAACUCCUCCAUCCUCCCCCAGCAGCUCAGGAUCCCGCAAAUCCAGCAUGUGCAGCCUGGCACAACCAGUAAAUGCCAACACCCGCCUGUCCAGCGUCUCGUCACAUGACUCAGGCUUCAUCUCGCAGGAUGCCAUGUUCUCCAAGCCUCCUUCACCAAUGCCCUUGGACAUCACCAGUCAGAAAUCCUCCAGCUCUGCGUCGUCUGAGGCCUCUGAAGCUUGCCAGUCUGUUAGCGAAUGCAACUCCCCAACCUCGGUUAGUUCUGGCUCUGCCACAGGACCGUGUUCGGGUGGCCAAAAGUGCUGGGAUUGCCGGUGGUGCCGCCCUUGUAUUUUGCAGGACUGGUCCAAGCUCCCCAUCUACGAGCAGCCGGCGGCAAACACCCUGCAACGAAGAAAGGAUCGUGCAGAGCUUCUCCGCGAGGCAGAACCAGGCUCUGCCGCCCUGACUUAUCCAGGGCUUAGCGUGGAGGAUGGGCCCAGGCCUCGCCUGUCCCCUGCCUCCAUUGCUGCCAAGCAUGGGGAGGAGGUGUCCCCAGCUGCCAGUGACUUGGCCAUGGUGCUGACCCACGGCCUGAGCCUGGAGCACCAGAAGAGCAGCCGGGAUUCGCUGCAGUUCUCCAGUGGCUACAGCACGCAGACCACCACCCCGUCUUGUUCCGAGGACACCAUUCCCUCCCAAGGUUCAGAGUACGACUGCUAUUCCGUGAAUGGCGACAUCGAAGGAGACAACCAGAAUGAAUUAGACAAAUCCUCAACCAUCCCUCGUAACAGCAACAUUGCUCAGAAUUAUCGGCGUAUGAUCCAGACCAAGCGACCAGCUUCAACUGCCGGCCUGCCCACUGGCACUGCCUUGCCAACUGGGGCCACGCCAGGUGUGGCCACCAUCCGUCGCACACCUUCCACCAAGCCCACGGUUCGCCGAACCAUUUCCAGCGCUGGUCCAAUUCCCAUCAGGCCACCCAUUGUCCCUGUCAAGACCCCCACUGUGCCUGACUCACCUGCUCACGCUGGCCCUCUCCGGAUGGGCAGCGAGGAAUGUGUCUUCUAUGCCGACAAUGCCUCCUCUCCCCACAGCCUGGACUUGGCCAAAGCCUCCCCCAAGAGGCUGAGCCUGCCCAACACCACCUGGGGCAGCAGCGUCCUGGAGAUCUCGGUGUUCGCGGGAGCUGGGAAGCCCUCCGCAGAAGAGGAGCAGCAGCUGGCUGCCAACCGUCACAGCCUCGUGGAAAAGAUUGGCGAGCUGGUGGCCAGCGCUCAUGCCCUGGGAGACGGCCAGUUCCCUUUCCCUACGGUGUUCUCGGACCCUGGUCCUGAGGAGCAGACCCCCAAUCCCCCCCCGGCUGCUUCCAGUGAGCCUCCUGCUGAAGAUAUGCUGGUGGCCAUCCGCCGCGGUGUGCGCCUUCGCCGAACCAUCACCAACGAUAGGUCAGCACCGCGGUUUUUGUGAUGAGCUCUGCCCAGCUGCUGAUGCCAAGCUCCUUGGGAGGCCAGAGGCCCACAGCCUCAGGAAAGAACUGGGGAACGUAGAGGAGGCGCAGUGAACCGCCAAAAGGCCGUGCCCCUUCAUGGACACCUAGGAUCAGGAUCUAGAUUUAAAAGGAGACUAAGCUAAAUGCCUUCACUAAACAACAUGCAAGAGUCCCGCUGGUCAAAAACAGUUGUGGAGCCUACCUUCUACCUUGUUCUCCUUUCCCUUCCACACCUUCUUUCCAGUCUCAUCUGCAGCAAGGUGAGAAACUGGCCCCUCCAGCUUGGGGUAGCAGAGGAGUAGCAGAACCACUGCUCCAAAAAGAGCUCAUUUCCUCUGGGGAGAAAAACCCAAAUUCUUUCCUGAGUACCUCCUGUUUCUUCCUCUGGUUCUUUUCUGUGUUCCUCUCAUCACUUGGUAUCCACGCCUCCCAAAAAGAUGUUGCAAGAUGGAGAAGUCUAGAAAUCCAGUCCCUCUGUAGAGUUGGGCUGCAGGAUGUGGGAGGAGCAGGAUCCCCCUCCCCGGGCUUACUUGAGGAGAAGGCUUUCUCUCGGGAGGGGCUCCCUCACCACUUGAGGGGGUCUCUCCAGGUGAGACGCAGGCUCAGGCCGGGGGACAUGGGGGGAUGGAUUUCAUUAAAAGGGCACUUCCUUGUCCAGCUCUGCCCCUGGGCUGCCCUCGCCCCUGGCUUGAAACGUCCCAGAGCCUCUCUGGAGCAUCAAGGCAGGAUUGGCAGUGCGAGAGGUGUGCCUUGAGGCAUGAUUUAGAGUAUGGAUUGCAUGGAGCCACGUGGGCACAUUGACAUCCCCAA